UCGCUUCGCCUCCGCUGCCUUCCGCUCGCGGCGCCCCCUGGUGUCGGAGCGACGUCACGACGAGCGCGCGCACGACCGAGCGGCCCCUUUUACUUUCUGUUUCUUGAAAAUGUCGGUGUGCGCGAGCCGCCCUCCAUCCGACAAGGAAAUAAAAGAGCGUCCAACAUGGAAGGGGGCCGGACGGUGAGGGUGAGCGGUUUGCCCACGGACGUCGAGGAGCAGAGACUCACCGACAAGCUGUUCAUCCACUUCCUGAGGAAGAGGAACGGAGGAGGGGAGAUCAGCUCGGUCCGCGUCUCCGAGGGUGGCGCCGGAUCUGCGCUCGUCACCUUCGAGGAAAGCGAGGUGGCCCAGAGGGUAGCCCAGCGUGGGAAGCACAUCUUGAGAGUGGACGACGAGACGUACGAAGUCACGGUCUGCUUGUCCCACAAGAAAGUGGACCCAGAUGAGGUGUUUGUAUGUUCUGAGCUCACCGUGGACUGCAGCCAGCUGCCCUCGGCAAAGGAGACCCUGUGUGGCGCCCAGCAGAGCUUCCCUCGUGUGCACUUCAGCUUCAGCCCUCUGGAAGACCUUUGCACCCUAAAGGGACGGUUCUCUGAGAUCCAGGCGCUCAUCACCCAGCUGCUGGCUAGUCUGGAACCAGAGUCCUCCAGGACCUGUGACGCACCUAGGACAGAUGCCACAGUCUCUGGGCCCUCGUUCGUGAGUAAGAAGAGUCUCGGUCGGGAUGCGCACUCCACUGGUAGCAGCGAAUGGCAGCUAAAGGCCAGAAGCUCAGGAAGGGCACCUGGCCUCGGGGUUGGAAAUUCAGGUCAAGGUCACUUAGAAAGGAAUCACCGCCACAGUGCCACAGACUUGGCCCUGGAGGAUUGUGGGGGAUGGGAGGUGGCAGCAGGUACCCCCUUCGAAGACUACUCCCUGGCCCUGGACUCGGACAUCUUCCGCUACCUGCAGCAGCACCGCAGAGACGAGUACGAGCGCAUCCUGAGCCGACACCCUGUGGAGGUGGUGGAUGUCACGGCGCAAGACGUCACCACCCUCUACCUGAAGGCCGCAGAGGGACUGGUGGGAGGCGCGAGGCGACCGCUGGAGCACAUGCAGCAGGUGCACAGCGAACUGGCCCAGCUGUACCAAGAGAUGGAGGCCCAGCUGCGCAAAGAGCAGCUGCCCAAGGAGCUUGUUCCCAGGAGUGGCUUCAAGGCAGCCUUGGAGGUCCUGCAGCGGCGCCUGCCCAGACUGAUGAUCAGCGAUGACGAGAUGAACGUCUACCUUGUCGGCAGCGGCAGCGACGUCUCCGAAGCUAAGCAGUUCUUCCUGGACGUGAAAGGGACAGAGGGCCUGACGCAGGGGGGUGUUAGUCACAGGGAGCCCGAGGCACAGCAGCUCAGGGACACACUCUUCUCCACGUCCACACCUGUCUCUCUGUGCAGAGUGCCGGACGACAGUGAGAACAGGCUGCGAAAGACGGAGGCGGACAGGACACAUUUCAGGGAAGAUAAUAAGGAAACCGUUGGGGAGGACAGGCUGAGGUCCUUGCUCGAUGACACACAAGUCAGACCGUCAAUGAGCAGCGUGAACAGCGGGCUGAGGCUUGGCACUGGGCUGCUCUUUGGUCCAGGGGCUGUUGGAGUGGGAACUGCCAGAGGGCAGGACAUCUUCAAAAGAACCAACUCCACGGAAAGCACUGCCCUCCGGAGCUUGAUGUCAACCAGUACCGUGUUGCCCAGUAAAAACAAGCACUUUGCCAGUGCACAGAAGAACUUGCACAGUGAUCUGCUUGUGGAUAGAACUUCCCUAACUACUGCAACAUCCCCACCAAAGUUGGGCUCCCAAAGCACGUUGAGACGGAGCAACAGCUUUUCCGGGCUCGUGAGGCCCAAGCACAGCGAUAAGGAAAAGGAAGUCCCUCGGAAUCUUCCAGCGAAGACGAAGCAAGACGCCACCCACACCUUUAAUGCCAGUGUGAGUAAACGGGAACUUUAUAGUGUGGAGAUGGUGGUUCCAACUGCUACGUGGAUCUAUAUCAAGGAUGGCAACAGCAAAUGGUUGGAGGACCUGAAACCUUCCGUGGAGAUUAAAGAAAUCCUCUCCGAUAAUAACAUCACCCUUCAGCUCAGCGGGCCAGACGCAGAAAAACUGAGUGUAUGCCAGCAGGAAGUAACAAAGCUGGUGUCUGGGGUUUUCGUAAAGGAGUUCCCUCUAGUGAAGCUGGGCAUAAAGGACCCUAAGGACAAAACCUUGGAGGAGCGUUGUGAAGAUCUGAGGAGAAGGUUUCCGAAGGUGAAAAUUGUGUCAAAAUCAAAGACUGUUCAUAUUUUGGGGCCAAAGCAAUCCUGCGAUGAAGUGUACUUGUGUCUGAGGGAGGACUUCCAGCACAAAGUGGAGAAAGAGAAAAGGGAUGAGGAGGGAGCCCUUAGCAAAGAUAACUACUCUAUGAUUGCGCUUCCCAAGAAGUCUCAGAUCCAGCAGCCCUUCCAGGAACCAUCGGAUUUUACAAAGAACCUGAUCAGCACCUCGCAGAGUUAUAACUCUGUAGAUGGAUGUGUCGUCCAACACAAUAGUAACAUCACUGUAGAGAGUUCCAAGGGUGCCGAAGAGAUAGAGAGAGAAAGUAAACAAAAACAGGGCAGCAAAGUGAAGGAGAGUGCUGAGAAAAGUGACUCAACUGAACUUUGCUCAGGACCCAGAGGGGAGCAAAGCAGCCAGUUAGUAAUGAGAAAUGAUGCGGGUUGGAAGUUUCCUCGUGGAACGGCCGGUAGCUCAGACUGGGAGAGCCUCAAGAGCGACAUUUCCCUACUCAAAGCACAUAGACCGAACUGGAGCACCACGUCACCUAGUGCACCAGUGUCCCUACUGAUCUUUGACUACAGCACUCGGAAGCCUGUGAUGCCAAAAGAGAGCAACUCAAGGGCUAAAAGCCUCCACAGACAUUCCUCUGUUGAUCCAAAGAAUCAAAAGACACAAGUAGGGGAAGACUCCAAACAGCUGGACUCCAGUGCCUACAGCCGGAUGCCACAAGAAAGCGAGAGGCAGACGUGUGGUUGCGGUGUAAGCGGACCUUCGGUGAGCAGGACAGCGUGCGGUGUCACGGUUUGCCCGAAGUGCUUGGCCCAAGCCCAUUCCUCCUGUUCAGUCUGCAACCAGGGGCAUGAGCCCCGGGGCAUAAAGGGCAACGCGUUCUUCAGCGAGAUGUCCUUCAGCUUGCCUGGACACCCAAAGGACCUGACACUCAAGAUUACCUACGUUAUUCCUAGUGGCAUCCAGGGGGAGCACGAUCCCAAUCCAGGGGCCUCUUUCCAAGGGGGCAAGUUUGAGGCCUUCCUUCCGUUCAACGAACGAACACGGAAGCUGCUGCCGCUGUUGCAGAAAGCCUUCGCUUGCGGUCGGACCUUCGUCGUCUCAGCGGGCAGGGUGGUCUGGGGGAGCAUCCCGCACAAGACCAGCACGGAUGGAGGCGUGUCCAGGAAUGGCUACCCAGACAAGGGCUAUCUCAACAAGUUAGAAGUGGUGCUCAGCUCUUUGGACUGUGGAGAAGAGAAAGGAACGGCACAGAGUGCAGAAAAAACCCAAAAGUGACAUUGACGAGAAGAGCGACUCACUUCACAGUAAGAGUCGCCCAGAAACACGGCUCGCUUGCUCUGCGUGUCAUCGCCAAACCUCCGUUCUUCACCCUGAUGUGUGUUUAAUGUCCUUUUCACAGUAUCACUCUGGCUUUGCUGUGUUACAUCACAAAAUACAUCACUGGUCACAUGUUCUGUUCGGCUAUUGAUGCUUUUAUAAAAGGGGUGUUUUCAAAGGCCGUACAUACAUGUUAAAAUUAUACGAGUCAUUAGGAAUUAGACAAAAUGUCCUGUAAAUUUGAUUUUGUUUGUACAUACUUUUCAUUUACUUGGAUUAAAGUUUUUUUAAUAUGUUCA
Molecule: messenger RNA, 3917 nt
Organism: Scleropages formosus (Asian bonytongue)
Lineage: Eukaryota; Metazoa; Chordata; Actinopteri; Osteoglossiformes; Osteoglossidae
Exons: 6
Coding region: 166-3576 (1136 amino acids)
Biological process (GO): protein ubiquitination; Notch signaling pathway
Molecular function (GO): RNA binding
Source: RefSeq, a predicted model, not a curated record